This is a messenger RNA of Homarus americanus (American lobster), 8284 nucleotides long. RefSeq names its product protein yippee-like 2 (gene Ypel). Bases 646 to 1239 code for a protein of 197 amino acids. The transcript has 7 exons. NCBI's taxonomy places the organism in Eukaryota, Metazoa, Arthropoda, Malacostraca, Decapoda, Nephropidae. The record is from RefSeq and is a predicted model, not a curated record.
UUUACAUCACGGUCUCGUUGGGAGAGACGGUUCUUAGUCUGUUAUUCCCUUCGGACUGGUCGAUAGCUAAGGCCAGAAGGUCUGAUCACCUGUAGUGUCCUGUUGCAGGUGUAGUGCGUGAAGUAAGGCGCGACAAGAGUUGUAGGAGUUGAGUUGGUGUCAGCCAUGAGUGUGGGGGCAACAACCUGCACUCUGGCCCUAACUCUUCGCCUGCGGACAGGCCCACCUGACAAGCGGACUUAGCAACGCCGUUCCAAAAUAGAGGUGUGUGCAUGUGCAAGAGUGACGACGCUCCUACACUCCUAAUUCGCGCCCAUGACCGUCAGGCCAGACCUCUCUCUUCUCAGUUGGAAUUUUGAUGAAUUUUGAGAGGCUCUGGCUGUGUGUGUAAACAAAUCCCAAGUGCUGACCAGAAGUGCGCGGGUAUACCAGAAAUAAAAAAAAACUCAGUUCAUUCUACAUUGUUAGUGAUUUUUGUUGUUACAUAGUGAAUGUGGGCGCGAGGAACACUUAUAACUGUUGUUAGUGAGUGAGCCAAACGCCUUCAAAGUGUCUCAAGGUGAGUGGUCGCUCCAAGACUCCCUUGCAACAACAACAACACUCACCACUCAAAUCAGAUCUUAGUUGGUGCCGUCAAACAGUCGAAUGGAUGACAUCUCUUGGGUCUCCAAUGGCAGGGUGAGAGUGCUGGAGUGCCUGGCGCCCUGGCUGUGCAUUAGCGCGGCUCGCCCGGUGGGCUCCGUGGGGUCGGGGGCUGCGCGCCACAACCAGCAGGAGGGACAGCAGCAGCAACAGCAGCCAGGGGAGCCCGCAGCUGGCUGGCUCCGCGACACCAGGACCACGCCCCCCGACAGAUCCCGCCCACACUCGGCCCCAGUGCCGAUCACCACCACAAUGGUCAAGACCUUCCAGGCUUACCUGCCGUCGUGCCAUCGUACCUACUCGUGCAUCCACUGUCGGGCGCACCUGGCCAACCACGACGAGCUCAUAUCCAAGUCAUUUCAAGGAAGUCAAGGCCGGGCCUACCUAUUUAAUUCUGUGGUGAACGUGGGGUGUGGACCUGCUGAGGAGCGGGUGCUCUUAACAGGCCUUCAUGCUGUUGCUGACAUAUACUGUGAAUGCUGCAAAACAACGCUUGGCUGGAAAUAUGAACAUGCCUUUGAAUCCAGUCAGAAGUACAAGGAGGGCAAGUAUAUCAUCGAGCUCGCACAUAUGAUUAAAGACAAUGGGUGGGACUGAGAGUGGGCCCCCUGUGGCCGCAAGAGCCUCGGUGUGCAGCUGUGACCUCCCAAUGACUGCCAGACCUUCACUCCUCAUCAUCAAACCUAGAACGUUUCAUCUCUUACUAGGAUGACUCACCGCUUACCUAGGAUGGAGGUGGAAAGUGUAGGCUGGACCCAUUGAUGAUAUCUGCUGCUUCCUUGUUAGUGUUAGGUUGACCAGCUGUGCACGACUUACUUUUGAGCAGUGAUCUCAGCCAGUGCGUGAUGCCAGGGUGUGCUGCAGUAAGAAACAUUAGACAACAAGCAAAUUUAUUACAGUUACAAAUUACAGAAAAAGACUACUGUACACUAUAGUGAUUAUGGUGAUACUAUACAAGGAUUAACUUAACCUGAAUUUGUUCGCAUUAAUUUGUGUAAAUAAUGAUGAAUUAGUGGCAAAAAUACAUGAGUGAGUGUUAAAAGUGGAUGGUAGAGAGGAGCAGCACACCCUGAGAGCAACUGGCCAUCAUCACCAGCAUCACAAUCAUCCUACUUUCACAUCAUUCUUGACUGUCCCAACCAGCCAGUCAUCAGUCAGCCAGCUAGCUCUCGUCCAGUCUCAUGGCCUGUCUGUGAUGGGCUUUGCCCGUAAGCAAAUUUCAAUUUGUUGUGUAGUAAGUGUAAAACUAAUCAUCCCACCCAGCCACUUGCAAGCCAGUUUGACACAUUGUUGUAUUUUGAACUCACUUAGUGUGGGAAGUUAUUAUUAUUAUUUUUUAUUUUAUUUUUUUAUUUUUUUUUAGUAUAUAUUAUCUACCAUCAUUUGUUAAGGGACCAUAGUGUGAUUUGAUCUGCUGCGGCAGAAUCAUGAUAACACGGAGAGAAUACAGCAUUGCCCAGAGCUCAGUCAAGACAGAGACUUUAGUAGCCGUGCAUUUUCCAUGUGUGACUUUUAGAUAAAUAAUGGGAUUCAAGACACCUGUACCUUCAUUAUCAUCAUAACAAAAGGACUAUUUGUUAUUAAAGAAUAUUGUGCAAGAAAAAAGCUGUUAAUGGCAUUUGAUGCUUGACCCAUAUUUUGGAGCACAUAGAAUAAUCAUACUUCUCAUUUGUCUCGUCCAUAUUGCGUUUGCACAGGUCAUGUGCAGGGAGUGAUGAUGGUGUUCCCACUGUGAUCUUGUGCAUCUUGGAAGCCUGAGCAGUGCAGGCAACCUGUGAUGAUGUGUCUUACUCAAUGCCACACUGUGUGAUUGGACAAUAUUUUAACUCAUUUUCACUUGUUCUGUACUGUGUAUUAUAUCCUAAGAUUUGGUGUUCCCAACAACUGGACAAGAUAGAUGAUUGUGCUGCUUUCAUUUCCAGUCUGUCAUCAUCAUGCUAGUUUUAUAGAAAUGUCAUUUGGUUAUCUUUUUAUUUUCUGCAGUUAACUUUAGUUGAGAUUGAGUUGAGAUAAAAUUUUCAUCUUCUCUAGCAAUUUUACAUUGUUUGGUUAAACUACCUGACAUAAUCCAGAUACACUUUAAUUCAUUCAGUUGUACAGUAUUUAUGUGAGGCAAACAAGAUACAUGCAUAAGAUAAAGGACAUAAUUCCAUAGGAACAUGUUCAAAGUUUUACUAUGCAGCGCUUAAUGUAUACCUGAAUGAGGUAAUCAUCACUAGGCAGUCAUUGUUGAUAAAAUGAGAAUCACUCUUUUAAAGAAACAUAAAUUCAGAGUAUGUGAGUAGGAAAUGUAUGAAUUAACUGGUGUAAAAUUUAUAAUCUAGGUUAAGAAAAAUAGUACAGUAUUUUGUUGUUAUACAUAUACAGAGCAAAGAGUUAUAUGGAUUGUAAUUGUCCAACCAUCUCUCUUUCCAUUAAACAUUGGUUAAUUUUUUAGGUCAGUUUUCAGAAUUAGAGCAGGCAUAUUUACUCAUUUCUUCAAAGCUCUUUCUUGAAUGAGUUCUCAUAUUAAGAGGAUGUAAACAAAAGUAUGUGAUAAAAUAUUCCAAUUCAAAACUGAUGGUUUAGUUUAAGGAAGCAGGUGUAUUUGCUCCCUAUACAAUAAGCAUAGUGUAAGUUUAUUACAUGUGCUAUUAAGCUGUUUAUGUAACUUUAGUAUUUCAUUCAGGUUACAGCAGUAUUUACCUCUUGAAUGUACAGUCUUUUUGUUAUUUCCUGUACAUAAAGGAUGCCAGCCUUCUAACUGAUUCUUCCACCUGAGGAGAUGAAUUGUCUUUACUUCACCAUCGCAAUGUUAGAUGCUAGACAGUAAUUCAUUUGAAUGACCAUGUAUACAUUUGAGUAAGCCAUGUGUCAUAAGGAAGACUACUCUGCUUUGAAUAUAGGAUAAAAAGGCAACCACUUGUGAAUAUGUGAUAAAUUAACAAAUGCUCAUAAGUUAGAUAAAAGCUCCCUAAGAAUAUUAGUGCCAACUUCGGUUUAUAUUUUUGUGCCAGAUACUUGGACUGUUUUUUUUUUUUUUCUUAACACUUCUUGUUGUUAUGUAUCAUUCCCUCCAUAUCACAGCAACAAUUCCCUGAUAGCUAACUCACACCCGACUCAUGAUAGUGUUACCUAACAUUUGCUAGAUAAUAUGUGAAUUAUUCUCAACUCAAUCUCAAAUGAAAGUCAGCUGAAGAAAAUGUAAUCAUUGUGUAAGAUGGAAAUACCUGAAAAUUAUCUGGUACCUUUUAUCAGAAUGUUAUUGGAUAUACAUUAAUUGCAAACCAAUGAAAUGUUAGCAGUUUCUCAAUCAAAAAGUCUUUGUUUAGAGCUGAGAGAAUGUUAACCAUCAUAAUGAUGAUACUAUGAUAGUAGUAGACAUUGUUUGUGGAGUAAGACACCUUAAUGAUUUAUCAUGAUAGCUGUAGCCAAUGUUUGUAGAAUAAUAAUGGAUAGGGCUUUGUUAUUGGUCAGAUGAAACAUUUUUGUGCAGCCCUCAAAAGUUCCAUAUAUAGUCAGGGGUCCAAGGUAAGGUAUUUAUUGUCAGAUGUGGUAUGGAAGGUAACAUCAUCUUGAUGUGGACAUGUGUUACCUUAUGCAAGUCAGAGGAAUGUCUUGUGGAACAUCUUUCAAAUUAAUUAGGUCUGCUUGGCUGCUUUUUGGCUUGGUGGUGGAACACUGAAAAUAGCUUUAAUCAUGUGUAGUUAAGAUUCAACCAAGUACCUAUUGGCUAGCCUUAUCACAUUCGUUAAAUGAUAUUAAUCAGUUCAUAUAGCAUGUCAGUGUGUAUCGCCAUAAAGUUUUGGCAUAGAACUCCACACUAAUUGUGGGAUUGAGAUGAUAGUCCUUGCUUCUCUUUUUUAAGGUGGUAGGACGUAUAAAGAGAACUGUUCACUACAGGACAGUUGGUCUGGAUUGUGCAAUUAAUUAAAAGGAUACUGGGAUACUGGUCACUACAUGUGGGGAUUUACAACUUAUCAUUUAGGUUUAUCUCUAUGCUCAGGUAGAUAGAGAAGCGCCCUUGACUUCUACUCUCUCUUUUUUUCAGAUAUGAAUUGUAACCCCGUUUAUGACUUUAGAAGAAAAUAACCUUUUCUUACCAAAGUAAUAUACCUUCAAUUCUUUCAUGUUGCUUGUGUGUAUAACUGGCAUCUGUGCCUACUUUUGCUGUCUUUGACUGUUGUGUCUUGUCUCUGCUGCUCACGGCACCAAAGCUGGUCUUCUUAUUCAUUGCUCUAAAUGAUCUUUGUUGUGUUUAUUUUGACUAAUGUUUAAUCUUCUUAGCUUCUCAGCAUUUGCCUAACACAUUGAGCUUAUAUUAGGCAUUCAAUGUAAUAAAUAGUAUUUGUUAUUUUGUUUGUCUCAUAUUCUGGGCAACUGUUAUACUUUGCUUUGUUAUUUUCUUAUUUAUUUGUAAAAAAAAAAUAAUAAUUUUUAUAUUUUACAUUUUUCAUUAUUGGAUUUGUAUGGCUUCUGUCAUUUUUGUAUAGUUGCUAUUUUUAAUAGUAAUUUACAAGAUUUGUCUGCCAGCCAUUAGCCCUAGUAAUUCCUGUUCUUCUCUUGCUUCACUGACUUUUGUUGCUUCUCCAACCAGCACGAGUUCUUUCAGUAUGUACUGACCUCAGUACAUACACAUUUCAGCAUAUUCUGACCUUAGUACAUGUAUAUUUGAGUAUGCUCUGACAUCAGUACAUACAUUCUUUAGUAAGCACUGACCUCAGUGCAUACAACCUUGAAUGUAUAUACUGAUCUUGGUAAAUACUAACUUUAGCAUGUACUGACCUCAGUACCUUAACUCUUUCAGUAUGUAUUGACUUCAGUACAUACAUAGAUCAUAUGUACUGAUCUCAGUACAUACGCAGUUCCACAUUUCAGUAAAUGUAUGCAAAUGGUCAUAAUUGUGUGAAGAGAUAUUUACUAAAGAGAGAUCCCUACAAGGUGGUCCUAUAUUUUUACAUGGCAUUCUAGUCUUUCAUUCUAACCAAUAGUUCAGAAGUGUGCAUGUCUUUGCCUUGUGUUAUAUUACAGUACUAGUUGUUUGUAUCAUGGUUCAUGGGGUAUAUUAAAGUGGAUGGCGAGAGGCAAAAGCAUUAUUUGUAUACUGUACUGUGAUAAUGUUGAGGUUUGUAUGGUUGAGUUAUUAAUUAGGAUUUACAGUUAAAUGCUUGGUGUAAUAACAUCAUGUGCAGGUUCAGGGGUUGAGCACUACUGAAGAGCAUCUCAUAUAUUGGAUAUCUAAAUGUAAAAAUGUUAAUAUUGUAUGUAUUGGAAAUUAUCAGCACUGUCAACCAGUUCUAGGUCCAUCUGGUUUGUUUUGCCUUUCGUCAUAACAAUAACCACUGAUUGUGCAGGACACUUUGGCUGUUGUAGUGCUUUUGUGAUUGACAUUAUCAUAGAGGAGCUUGGAAACAUUCACAUAGGUUAGUUUCCUUUCAAUGUUGUAUUUCAUAGCAACCAUCAUGACACUGGUAACUGCUUUUAUUUUAGAUUAUCCAUAGAUGGAUUACUUCCUGUGGAAAGAGCAAUCAUAACAUAUAUUGCUUACAAACACAGGCAGAUGGGACUAAUGUUUCAGCAACAUUUUUAUUUAUUUUUUUUAUGCUCGCUUUCAGUCCCUCUAGAUAUACAGUGUUCUCUCGGUAUCCAUUCACUGGUUGCUAUGCUCAUGUUGUUGACAAAUGGAACACAAGUAUUUAGGACCACAGUACAUUUAUAUUCUGUCCAAAGUGAGAGGGGUCCAUAUACAGUGUUUGUCACUUUUAUACUUAGCCAGUUAUUCUUCAGUGACACAGGUAGGAUUCGUUUACUCAUUAUGCAUAACAUGCUCAUGUAAUAUCUUUUUUAAGAAAUGUAUCUUGCGAACUACUUUUUUUUAAGAAAUGUAUCUUGUGAACUCCAAUUUUUUUGUUUUUGUUUUACACAUUUAGUAGAAGAUGCAUGGGACUACUGGCAUGAAGAGUGUCUCAAAUUUACUGCUUCCUUAUUCUGCUGGUACAGACUCAUCCCCUCACACUGAACUAAUUUGUGCUGUUUCUUAGAGCAGAGAUGGUCAUGUAUUGUUCAGAAACCUGUAUUCAUAUUUAGUUCCAUUUGGUGGAAAUUUAAAUCAAAACCUCCAAUGUUGCCUUGAUGGAAGGACCCAUAGGACCUUCAGCACAGUUUUUGCUGUGGAAUGUAUGCUGGGGAAAAUUUACCCGUUUAUGGGGUGUGACCUCAGUGUCCACAUGCUUCUUUGUUCCUGCUUCCUGUCUUGGUGACUUAUAAAAAUGAGUUUUGUAAUGGCAUAGAACAGAAUUAUUGCCCACCUUUGCUCAUAGCUCAUAAGAUAUUAGUGUCAAUGAUGGUGUAUUUGGUGAUUUGCAGUACUGUAUCAGUGUAGUUAUUUCAUAUGUAUAUAGAUCAUUUUUUACAACCAAGGACGACAUACUUUGUUUGGAAACAUUUUUUAUUUCCAACAUGUGGAGGAUUCAUAUGGGAUUAGGUCAGCGAGUACUACAACAUGAAGACUAAGGUUCAGAGUUUGUACACAUGAACAAAAGGACUGAAUCUUGGUGGGACUGAAAAAGUCAGUAAUUGCUGAUCCUCUCACAGAUUGUAUCUUGUAGCAUCGUAGAGCUUGCUGUUUUCAGUAAAUCUGGAUAUACUGUACAAGCACAUAACUGUGAUUUAAAAAAAUUGUAAGAGUUGAUUUUCUUGUCAAAAGAAGUUUCACUUAUGGAAAUAAUCACUUAAAAUAAAAAAUAAAUCCAGAUUUGCUUUGCUGUAUAUAGUAUUUAUUCACAGGAAGCUUACACUAGUUGCUGCCACAGAUGCAGAUUAAUAUAUUUAUCUUAAACUUUAUUAAUGAAACUAAAUAUGGAGAAAAUUUUAAUGUUACUUGUAAUGUAUUUUUAUUUUUAUUACUUUUUUUUUACAUUUUGACAUAAUUAAUGGUACUAUAUUGAUAGAGAAGGAUUUGGAUAAAUUUAAAUAUCAGUGAAACCUGAAUAGAAUAUUGAACAGGAAAUUGGUCUGUAAUGAAAUUAAACUGUUAUUUUAUAAUACUGUAUAAUUUUGAAGGGCUAAACAUGAUUGACCCAAAUUCUUUUGCAUAAGCAUGAAGGAGUGGGAAGAUUUAAUGAUGCUGUGGCAAGAAGAUGUAGCCACUGUCAUGAUGAGGACCCCAGACUAAGAUACUGUUCAUGAUUUUGUUGGAUUCUUGUGAAAUUAGGAAAUGAGAUGAGUACAGUAUUUUGUUUACAUAAACACACACACACACAUACGUACAUACACUUUCACUCAUACACACACUAAUCAUUGUAUAAAUGUAAUAUAUGCACAUAUACAGCUUAAGUGUAAUGCUGAAUAUGCAUCCUGUAUGUUGCAUAUAGUGUAUAUUCAAUUUAUGCAGUACAUUGUAUAUAUGCAAAUAUGCAUAUAGCCAUACAUAGAUACAUGGAACAGUAACAUUGUUCUCACCUUAAAUAUUGAGAGAAUUGCAAGAUGUUACAUAUAACUUCCCAUAUGAUGCAUUUCUCAAAGUAUCGUGAUAUGUGCAGUAACAUUAUUAUAGGCAGAUAAAUAUUAUAGUCUGCAUAACUAGCAGCAACAUUUUUGGUACGUGAGUGUCUCACAUAAAAAGCUGCUAAAUGUGACUUUACACAAUAAACAUUUACCAAUA